This is a messenger RNA of Auanema sp. JU1783, 2919 nucleotides long. Lineage: Eukaryota; Metazoa; Nematoda; Chromadorea; Rhabditida; Rhabditidae. The record is from the annotation of a GenBank genome assembly.
AUGAAGAGAUGGCCAUUUGUAGUUAUAGGAGUAUUUAUUGUUAUUUUUCUUUUUAGCUCAGAAUUAUUUGAAAAUUCAAUAGAUGAAUCAUAUAAUCCAAAGACGUACAUACAAACAUUAGACAAGAUCACAAUUGAAAACUGCAGUUCAAACAACAUACGAAAUGAAAUGCUCACAUUAUCACAACAAAAAACAGAUAUUGAUUCUUCAAUUUAUGCAAAUUUCUCUUUUCCUCCAGUUGACAUUGAGGUCAACGGUCAUGAAAUUAAAUUUAAUCGGGAAAAAGUGAGACAAAAUCCUGAAGACCUUACUAUUCAUCUAGUUUUUCAUUCGCAUGUUGAUCCCGGAUGGCUGAAAACUUUUGAAGAUUACUACAAACAACAAACUUCUCAUAUUCUUGAUAGUGCUGUCAAAGCAUUACAUAAAUAUCCUGAAUUACGCUUCAUUUGGUCUGAAACAUCUUUUCUUGAACGCUGGUGGAGAGAUGCUUCAGAGAUUGAUAGAAAGAAGAUGACUGAUCUUGUCCAUAAUGGAAAGCUCGAAAUAACGGGAGGUGCUUGGGUAAUGACUGACGAAGCAACACCCUUAUUCUAUCCAGCAAUAGAAAAUAUGAUAGAAGGACAUCAAUUCAUCUGGGACACUUUAAAAGUUCGUCCAAACACUUCUUGGUCUGUCGACCCGUUUGGUCAUGGAGCGAUGUUACCUUAUCUUCUACCUAAAGCCGGAAUCGAUUACAUGGUCAUUGGCCGCUUCCAUGAUCACAUCAAAGAACACUUAAGACAACAUCAAACUUUACGUUGGAGAUGGAAUGAUUUGUAUACAAACGAUCAAUCCAGCGGACCAUAUGUGAAUUCGUUACCAUACUUUGUUUAUACGACGGAAAGUGCCUGUCCAGAUAGUAGUAUUUGUCGAUGUUUCCACGUCGGCCCGUCUAGUCGAGCUAGCUGCUCACCACAGGAUAGAAUGGUUAGCUUAGAUGCCCCAAAGCUUGAAAAACUCACAAAACGCUUUCUCAGUCAAAUCAAGCAAGUGCAGAAGCUUUACGGAUCUAAGCAUCAUUUGGUGGCUAUCGGUGAUGAUUUUUUCUUCCAAGACCCCGCUGAUUUUGAUGAAAUGUUCCAUGGAUUCAACCAAAUGAAGAUAUACUUAGACCGUUUCCCCGAGUACAGAACGAAAAUCCGCUUCUCAACUGUAUCAGAUUUCUACAACGCUGUUAAGGAUGAGAACAUUCCUUCUUUGAGAGGUGAUUUGUUCCCGUAUACAAGUAACAGAAAUCAGCCGAAUCCCUGGUGGACUGGAUACUUCACUCAUCGCCCCUUCACUAAGCGAAUGGAGCGAGUAUUACAAGCCAAUAUUCAACAAUUGGAUUUACUCUUACAUUUGGAAAAAUCGCGAGUAUAUGAUUACGAAUCAUUAAGAGAGGCAAAACGUAAUCUCGCUCUCUACCAACAUCACGAUGGGAUAACAGGAACUUCGAAAAAACCAGUCAUGGCUGAUUAUGAACAAAGGAUGGUCAAAGCAUACGAAAUAACUAAAAGAGAAUUAAACAAGUUGAUGAACUCUUCGUUGACACGACCAGAUUUGAUGGAAUCCGACACUAUUUUACAACUGAAAGAAAAUAAGAAAAUUUAUAUCACCGUUUUCAACUCGAAUAUCUUCACAGUUAAUCGAGAGAUUAAGGUUGUUGCUGACACCCCAGCUAGGGUGUUCCGUGAUAAUAAGGAUAUACAAGCUUUCAUUGUUACAUCAAAUGCUAACAAAUAUGAAAUGUUGUUUACUUAUGAUUUGCCAGCUAUGUCCACCACAGUGUUUGAGCUGAUAGCUCAGAACGCGCCUGAUCCAAGAAAACCUCCGAUUGUAGCACCUUUACUAAUAUUCGAUCAGAACAAUUCUGUAAAAAGUUUCAUUCACAACGGAUUUUUGAGAGUUUUACGUAUCAACUUUUUCGAAAUUGAUGAUACUGGAGGAGCAUAUACAUUCGAACCGAGAGGUGAUAAGAGAAUUGUUAAUAUCAGUCAUUAUGAAGAAUCUUUUGGGCCAACCAGUUAUAAACGAAAAAUUUUCUUCCAGAACAGAAAGCUCGUAGUGACUAUUUCUAAUUCACAUAGCAUUGAAGAUGGCAUUGACAUUGAUGUUGACACCGAUGUUCCGGACAACGAAGCCCUGUUUAUGUCCAUCUCAACUGAUUUGAAUACCAAUGCCUUCCAUACAGAUAUCAAUGGUCUGUUCCAUAGGAAGAGAAAGUUCAUGAAUGCCAUGGAUAAUGCAGGUCUACCUUACGAAGCCAAUUUUUAUCCUGUCGCUGCUUCAGUAUUUUUGGAAGAUGACGAGUCAAGAUUAACAGUUUUGACAGGGCAACCACUGUCUGCUACUUCACCUAGGCCUGGUGAGUUACACCUCAUGAUGGACAGAAGGCAGACAGGACAAGACGGAAAAGGAUUAUGGUUCGGAGAUGCUUUAGACAGUCGAUCCGCUCAUGUAAAGUACAGAAUUAUUUUUGAAGAGAAAUCGAAAAAUCAGGUUGUGGCUGAAUCACCGGCCCUCAGUCAACUGGCUACCUCUCAUUGGAAUGACAUGCUUUACCCUCCUAGUGUUAUGUAUUCAGAUGUGAAGCAGAUGGACAAAAAAUGGUUCGAUUUCGAAUGGCCUUGCUCAAUCCAAUUAGUUUCCUGGAGACCAAUCUCAUCAAAAGCGUCUCUGUUAGUUUUGCGUCGGACAGUAUUUGAUUCAGCUUUUGCAUUGAAAAAAUCAUGCACGGGCAAACUGGAAGAUGUUUACAACUAUCUAAGAUCUCGAAGUUCUGAUCUGCUGCACACGUCUCUAAGUGGAAUUCAUGACAGUAAUAAUGUUACAAUAGAAUCGUUAAAAACAAGUCUUGAAAAGCCAUAUUCCAUAGUUACACUACGAGUUGAAGAUUGA